Mesorhabditis spiculigera is the source of this 570-nucleotide messenger RNA. NCBI's taxonomy places the organism in Eukaryota, Metazoa, Nematoda, Chromadorea, Rhabditida, Rhabditidae. The record is from the annotation of a GenBank genome assembly.
AUGUUCGCCCUGGCCAACGUGCCCUACAUCGAUCGGCGAUUCGCCUUCGAGGAUUGGCCAAAGUUGAAGGGCUCCCAUCCGUUCAUCUUUGGGCAAUCGCCGGUGCUUGAGGUUGAUGGGAAGGUGCUGGCCGAGUCGAAUACCAUCAAUCGAUUUGUCGCUAAUCGAUAUGGUUUUACCGGGAAUUCGGAGUGGGAAAGGGCUCAAGUCGACUCGUUGGCUGAUUUGCACCAUACGUACUUCAAUCGCGUUCGACCCUUUUACGGAGUCGCGUGCAAGUAUUGGGAGGGCGAUCAGCAAGCCCUCCUGCAUUCGAAUUUCCUGCCCGAGCGCGAUCAUUUCUUCGGGAUACUGACAAAGUUUAUCGAGGAUAAUGAGACAAAAUCUGGAUUUUUGGUAGGAGACUCCGUGAUGUACGCCGAUUUGCUACUGCUGAGCCACGUCCUAAUUUUCCGCAACUGGGUCCCCGAGCUGACGGAUGGCUGGCCAAGGAUAGCCGAGCACACCGACAAGCUGAAGUCGAUGCCAAAGAUGGCCGAAUAUUUGGCAAAUCGCCCACAUUCGAUUCAA